Messenger RNA from Penicillium brasilianum, 1652 nucleotides. NCBI's taxonomy places the organism in Eukaryota, Fungi, Ascomycota, Eurotiomycetes, Eurotiales, Aspergillaceae. The record is from the annotation of a GenBank genome assembly.
CUCGAAAUGGACACCACAACCCUGCCCACCCCGGAGCACUGCCUAGCGGACUUUUGCCUGAUCCCCAUCGGGACGGCAUCAGCCUCCGUUUCCGCCCAAGUGGCCGACGUCCAACGACUAAUCGAGCAAUCCGGCGUGAAAUAUGUCAUGCAUUCUGCAGGCACGACCCUAGAGGGAUCCUGGGACAAAGUCCACCAAGUCAUCGGCCAGGCACAUACGCUCCUGCACCAGCAGGGUAUUGUCCGCAUUCAAACCGAUAUUCGUGUUGGAUCAAGGACCGAUAAGGAGCAGACUGCCGAGGAUAAGGUGAAUAAGGUGCGGCAGUUACUGGCUCAGGAUAAGCAGUAGAGAGAGUCUUGAGUGGGCAUUUAGCGAUCAAUCUUCUAGUCUUGAAAAUGGACAUCUCUAGUAGUGAUGGUUUGUAGUCUUCUUAAAAGUGUUAUUUCAAUUCGUUCUAGCACCAAGACCGGCACAUGGCUUGAUGGGAAUCAGGUCUUCCAGUAUCUUGCUCAAAAAGAAAGUCAUUUCAGUCGUUUCUCAACCAAGAUAUUCAACUGAUCCCCCAAAACGCCGUAUCCCUUUUUUGCUUGGGUGCGAUAUGCCAUCUGCAAUGCAAUGCGCCAGCACCUUGCCCAAGGAUCCCAAAGCACAAAAAAAAAAAACAAGAUAGUAAUCGACAAGCCUGUCCCACCCAUAUCCAUGCUCUAUGUAACGGGCCUAACCAGGCCAGAUCCACGUUCGUAAGAAGUGGAAUCAAUCAGGGGUAAACCCUCCAAAAUGUCCGAGAACAACAAAACGCUGCACAAUAAUUGAAAGAGUCAAAAAAGAAAACAUGACGCCAAGAUUCAAUAAAAGAAUCGGCGGGAAAAAGGGGGAAGGGGAACAAAAGGGGAACUCCCCCCUGAGCUUAGAAGGAAAUCCCCCCACCCAGAAUACUAUUCCAGUUCCCUCCAGCCCAGAUCCAAUCCCCCAUACUCGUGCUAGCGCCGGAUUUGGCCGAGCUGGCCAGCUCAACUAGUCCCGAGAACACGUUAUUGAUAGUAGACCCAUCACUCGAGGAGGUCGAGGACGAAGAAACCGACGUCCGUCCCACCGCAUUGGUCACAUUGUUCAGACUAUCCACCGUAUCCAACGCAGGUCCCUUAUUGAAGAAAUCCACCAGAAUAAAAGUAGGUUGACGACCACCGUAGGCGGUCUUGCACUUAGUUGCAGUGCUGCCGAGGUUACCGGUGCCGCCGGAGGGCGCGUUCGUGGUCGACACGUAGCUGGCGUUGGCGUACUCAAUGUCUAGAAUCGCCAGAUCGGUGGAGUAUAGGAAGUGAUUCAUCAUGGGGAGGCGGUUGGAGGAUAGGGCGGUAGAAAUGGAGCCUGAGAGGGAGGUUGGUCGGUCGGGUUCGCAGGUGAAGUUCGAGGGCGAUGUCACGUCGUAGUUGUUCUCCCAUACAAAGUCAAAUUCCGACAUGAGGUAGGGGUAAUCCGUGCUGGUGGUCAGCGGCGUGGCGAAGACGACGAGCCGUUUGCCAGAGUUGAUCAUAGUUUGGAGGGUUGGCCAGGAAGAGGGUGCGGUGGUAAGUGAGUCGGGCUGGUAGGCAUAGUCGGUGAUGUUGGCGGUCUUGAAUUCGGCGCCGAGUUCAGAGGCUGAGGCGCUGUCG